AUGGUCGACGAGAAGCGUGCGCGCGAGCUGUCGAAGGGCCUGCACAGCUGGUUUUCCGAGGAGCUGCAGAUCCCGAUCCGGAAGCGGGACGCUGGCCCAGAGGUGUUCGCAGGUUUCCCCGGUGUGCUGCGCAGCUCCAACCCGCUCUUCAGCCAGAGAGCAGCCAAAAGACACCUGCGAAAGCCCUGCCUUUUGACACAGCGCUUCCCAACCGUCCGCGCUGGACGAUGGCUGCAUUACCCAGAUGUCUACAUGGCCAAGCAGGCAAUCCUGGACGCAGACAACAAAGCCAUGCACGAGAGUAAGCUGUGUCGAUUACUGCAGUGGUAUGCCUUGGGCCAAGUCGUACACACGCUGAAGGUGCUGCGCUGUGCUUGCGCAGCUGUAGCUGCCUGCGGCUCGCUCAGGAGCAUGAUCGGCUCGGACGGCCUGGACAAGAAAUCUCGCCUCUCACAAGAGGUUUUUCUACAUGUGCACGCACAAGUUCCCGCUCCGGUCCGCGCGUUUCAAGAUGGCCCGGAGCAGUUCCACGCCAUGGUGGCCAAGAUGCCAGGGCGCCGCUUUAAGCUGUCCAGCAAAAAGCUCUACGUAAGCAUGGCUGUGGCAGAGAACAACAGCAUGGCCAGGGUUCAGGCCCUGCAUGCCAUGGGCAGCACUGACUGGAAGCGGACAUGUCCUACCAAAGACAUCAUCAAGAUCACCACGCUGCCGAAAGUUCAGGUCGUGCUUCUGAACUUCUGCCCAGCAUUUGAAUUGCAAGUGAAUGCACCUCGGGAUGCCGCCGGAAGCAGCCUGACACCAGAAGUGGCAUCCGCGCAAGGCCACGUUGAGGUGAUGCGCCUCGUGUUGGAAGCCACAGCUGACAAAGACGGCACCCCUGCGCUCGUCGCAGCUCGCUUUGGGCAGUUGGAUGUCGGAUCUCCUCCUGAUGCGGCUGACGCGGCGUCGCUCGUGGAGGCGAUGUCGAGGCAGCUUUUCGACAGCACGGGGGUCGCUUGGGGUUCCGGCAAGACAAAGGAGGACGGCGCUGUCCUCCUCAAGCAUCUUGCCCGCCUGGGCUACCGGGAGGGCGUCUACUCGCCCGCGUUUCGAAGUGGCAUCGCCGGUUUCAUGUGCGGAAAUGCCGUGCUCUCUCGCCAUCCGCUGGAGCAUGUGACCACUGCUAUGCUGGACAGGAACCGUGCGGAUGAGAACCGGACGGCUGCUGUUGUCCGCCUCCGACAUAAUAAUGAGCUCCUCACCGUGGUGUCCACGCAUUUGGACGUCUGGGCUGAGAUGAGGGGCUACUUCGGCAUGGCGGAGGGGGAGGCGAUCCGACUUCUUGAGUUCGAGGCUCUCCAUGAGGCCACGAAAGAAGACCAGAAUGUCAUCGUUUUGGGUGACUUCAAUGCGCCUUCUCAGCUUCAGGCUUCCUGCAGCUCCCGGCACGAAGAGGCACUUCGGCUCAUCGAUCGACUGAGUGUGCAACGUGAUCCGAAGGCACUUCGUCAUUUUCUUCCGCGCGAGUCGCCACGGAUUCCGGAGGAGAUGACAGCGCUCGGUUUCGCGCAGAAGCUGGGCUACAGGCAUGCUUGGCAGCACUUGCCGGUGCCAUGCGCGCCCCUCUACAGUCAUUGGAGCGGGCAGCUCAUUGACCACUGCCUCCUGCGUGGUGAUGCGAAGAUCCGGAUAUCCCACUUCGACGUGUUUCACACGGAUGCCAGUGAUCACCUGCCGUUGGUGAUCGACCUUGAGAUAGACUAG
Molecule: messenger RNA, 1743 nt
Organism: Symbiodinium sp. CCMP2592
Lineage: Eukaryota; Dinophyceae; Suessiales; Symbiodiniaceae
Source: the annotation of a GenBank genome assembly